Messenger RNA from Telopea speciosissima, 1107 nucleotides. RefSeq names its product lysM domain-containing GPI-anchored protein 2-like. The coding region runs from base 1 to 1107 and encodes 368 amino acids. The record is from RefSeq and is a predicted model, not a curated record. The transcript is spliced from 3 exons. Lineage: Eukaryota; Viridiplantae; Streptophyta; Magnoliopsida; Proteales; Proteaceae.
AUGGAGAUGAUGAGAAGAAGCAGUUCCAGUAGUAGUAGUAGUACUACUGCAGUAAUGAUAAUACUUCUCCUGCAGAUCAUUUGCUUCCUCAUCUCUUCCUCAAUAAUAACAAUCCCUUCAGCAACAGCCCUGGGCUUCAGCUGUACCACCAAUAGCAGUAGUAGUGCAAUAACAUGUUUAGCUAUGAUCGACUACGUCGUCUCUCCGACUAACAGAUCACUUGCCGACAUCGCCAACCUCUUUGGUGUUAGCUUCUUCUCCAUAGUCGGUGCAAACUCGCUCCCACUCUCAACCUCUCCUUACAAAACCGUUGAAGUGAACCAGACCAUCAAGAUUCCCUUCCAGUGCACUUGUACGUUCAAUUCGUAUCAUGGAAUGUCGGAAAAUGCCCCUAUUUACACUGUUAAUCCAGGGGACUCCCUCCCUUAUAUUGCGAAUGAGGUGUUCUCUGGGUUGGUGCCUUACCAGGAAAUCGCCUCUGUGAAUGGUAUUUCCAACCCCGACAUGAUCCUUGUUGCGAUAAAGCUGUGGAUUCCGCUGCCGUGUAGCUGCGACACAGUGGGAGGUGAUCAGGUCGUUCAUUAUGCACACGUGGUAUCUAAGGAGGAGGGGAGCUCGGUCUCGGUUGGACAGAUCGCUCAGGAGUAUGGAACUACCACAGCUACCUUGUUGCAACUCAAUGGCUUGUUGCCCAAUCAGACUCAACUUCCGGCCGGCCAACUCAUCGAUGUUCCUCUCAGAGCUUGUAAAUCCAUGGUUGGCAAUAACUCACUUGACUACCCCUUGCUUGUUCCCAAUGGAACUACAGUCUCAACUGCUAACAAUUGCGUCCAGUGCACCUGCGAGUCAUCAAACAAUUGGACAUUACAUUGUGAGCCAUUCCAGGGGUCUACGUCCACUUGGUGCUCUUCCAUGCAAUGUCAAGGUGGUUUGAACCUUGGAAGCAGUACCAUGUCACCUUGCACUACAUGUUCCUAUGCUGGAUUUACCAAUGAAACCAUACUUAAGACCCUCACCAAUACUUGUAGUGCCGAUGCUGAAGUAGCAAGUAAUGGUAACAAUUCAGAUAUCGCAAUAGGUAAUAUUUCAUUACUAUAUUUACAUUAA